GAGUGCAAGGAUAGGUAGUAGAAUGGUGGGGGUAGAAUAAGUGCGAACCAGUAGAAUUGAACGACAUUAUAUCAUCUCUAGCAGCUAGUUAUCUGGUUCUGAAAUUUUUUAUGGCUAGUUUUACUGCUACGUUUUCGUAUCUGAGGGUCGCAUGCGAUGGCCUUGGAUGCAAUGCCUUGAUCCAGGGACGGUAUUUUACUUGCCUCGACUGCUCCAUUCCCGGCGGACCUAACAGUUUCGAUCUCUGCAUCUCCUGCCAUUUGAACCGAAACUACUCUCACCUCCACACCACUUUUGUGGAAAAGCACGUCUCUGCGUUUCCGGCUGCAAAUUACCGACUAGCAGCGUUUGCAACGGUGCCCCAACCGGCGGCGAAACUGAAUUACAACAAUGAGGGAGUAGCAACGAAGGGAGUAGAAGCAGUCAAUACCGGUUCUACCAUUCCACAUGUAACAGAUGAUGUCUGCUGCAGCAUUAUGUGA
This is a messenger RNA of Fragaria vesca subsp. vesca, 482 nucleotides long. RefSeq lists its product as uncharacterized. The transcript has 2 exons. Bases 111 to 482 code for a protein of 123 amino acids. NCBI's taxonomy places the organism in Eukaryota, Viridiplantae, Streptophyta, Magnoliopsida, Rosales, Rosaceae. The record is from RefSeq and is a predicted model, not a curated record.